AUGGGCCUCCCAUUAUUUGUUGCCCCCGUUGAGUCAGAUCUCCCUUCCAAAGCUGCAGAGAAGAGCAGUGCGACGUCGCCACCCCGCUCCGCCAUUCGUCGCAAUAUACGCACAGAACGAAUUGAACGCCGCGCCGCGCAUCGCCGUAUCUUCUCAAUUCGCGACCGCUUAAAUGAUGCCUCACUACAACAAUCAAGUACUCUGACCGGCCGAGAUGGUCGCUCUGUUCCAUGGGCUGAAGCUGGAUUUCCACCUGAUUUAGAGACUACGAGAGGUCCUGAUGGGCUGCGCCGAGCGAGACCAUUUCGCGAUGUGCUUAGAGAGAUGGCCAGAUCGGAUGAUCGUAGAAGGGGCAUGCUUGAAGAGCGCAUAAACUCUCUGUUUAGGGAUGGCAGCAACACACAAGACCGAAACAACACCAAUUCACAGCCUCCAUACGACGAUUGGGAUCUGGGUUGGAAUGAGGAUCCUCGACCUCGUCCUGCAGUGAUUGUACCGUUGGCUGCGCAUCCCGGACGAGCUUCUGAAGAGAAUAGAGCUCAACCGCAAAGACUUCCUUCUGCUGUAAUGCACCCCGUGCUUACCACAGAUGACUCUGAAGAAAUGAACCAGCGCCGAGCUCACCGCUCCGCAAUGCGUGAAGCUCUCCGUGCGUCAAACAGGGUUACGCGAUUCGCACCUAUGCAGCGUGUCGACGGACUUGGCGACCGUGAUAGGAGCCUUAGUCCAGAGGUCUGGGAUACUCUUCUAUCCACACUUACCCCUGACCCUGAACCACCUAGCGCAGGUUCCUCUUUUGCAUCAAAUGUUGCAUCUCAGAGCGCCGGUGCUACAUCAGGCACCUCUUUCACCACGCCCGACCAAGACACUGACGCACUGGCUGACCAGGCCUGUGAGUCGGGUUGCGAAGGCUCCGAAACUGAAGACAUUGACCAGACUCUAAGCGUCCUGGAUCAAAUUAGAAGACGCCGGGCAGAGAGGCGACGUGUUCACGUAAGACUGCCUGAAGCUGGCCAAGACGCCCCAAUUGAUGGAGGCGCCCUUCGGGAUGAAGGGGCAGUUGGUUCUGAUUCCAGACAACGAAGAUCCCCGGAUGGACUAGUGCCCAGUAAUAAUUCCCAGAGGCUCAGGGCCUUGCGCCGAGAGCGCUCCCUCCGAUCACGUUCUGCUUGGGUGGGACACUUGUCCGUGGGCAAUUCAGACGAUGAGCAAGGACCGGAACGAAACAGACAGAACCGAGAGAGCUCAACAGCAUCAGGCAGCAACGCAAACGUCGAAGAUGACUGGAUGGGAAUGCAGCGCAUCGUGCGUAGCCUAGCACGACGUGAAGAUAUUCCCGAUGAAUGGUGGGCUGAGGCUGGCCUCAGUCGAACCCUGCCAGGGGACGGGGCAGAAUAA
Molecule: messenger RNA, 1398 nt
Organism: Fusarium tjaetaba
Lineage: Eukaryota; Fungi; Ascomycota; Sordariomycetes; Hypocreales; Nectriaceae
Exons: 3
Coding region: 1-1398 (465 amino acids)
Source: RefSeq, a predicted model, not a curated record